This is a messenger RNA of Elaeis guineensis (African oil palm), 719 nucleotides long. RefSeq lists its product as uncharacterized. NCBI's taxonomy places the organism in Eukaryota, Viridiplantae, Streptophyta, Magnoliopsida, Arecales, Arecaceae. The record is from RefSeq and is a predicted model, not a curated record. Gene Ontology annotation, biological process: translation. Gene Ontology annotation, molecular function: structural constituent of ribosome. Gene Ontology annotation, cellular component: ribosome; mitochondrial large ribosomal subunit.
GUGAGCGCUGGGAGCCUGCGAGAAGGCCUUCCAUUCCCCCGAGAUGCAAAGGGGAUCAAGCGAACUAGGGUUUUAGGCUCUCCAGAGGAAUGAUGGCCUCCAAAACCCUAGCUCGGGCCGGAGCUUCCCUCACCAAUCGCCUCCGCCUCUCCAAUCCAUUCCAACCCUCGAAGCCGAGCAGUUCGUUAAUCCUGCCUCACAUCUCUUCCAAUCCCUCGGCGCAGUCUUUUCCGGCGAAGUUUCAGCUCCAUUGGCCUCCUCCAGUGGAGGGAGGAGACGCUGAAGCCCUAAAAAUAUUGGCUUCUUCUGAAGGGAUUUCCUUUCCCUUCGGGCUCCCUGCGCUUCGCUUCUUCAUAGAAGAUGGAAAUGAUGCUUUGGUUAAUGAGCCUCUACUCCUACUUCCAAAAAGAACUUACCAGCCAAGCCACAUCAAGCGCAAGAGAACUCAUGGUUUCCUUGCACGUAAAUCGACAAGAGGUGGGCAAAAGGUUAUUGCUCGGAGGUUGGCUAAAGGUAGAGCAAGAAUCACUGUAUAACAUCAAAUCCCUACCAAAUCUGAUAGUUUUUUCAGAAGUGCAAUAUCCCUGUGAAACAUUGGAUGGUUGUGAUUUAUGAUAUAACUUUAGUUUUUUAAUUCCUAGCAAUUGCAAUCGAGUAACAAUAAUUUACUGCAGUAAUGGAAGCAAUGCGUUCUUUAACAAAGAAUGGAUUUUCCUGGC